AAAAUGACUGUGGCUUUUCUGAAAACUGCAUACAGCUACUAUACAACUCUUUGGUUACAUUUACCUUACUACUGAAAUGGAAAACCCAAUGAUAAAAUACGUGACAGUUAAAAGGAUCGACUUAAAUGUUAAGUGCAGCUUAUAUCCACCUGUACUUUAUUGGCAUGUAACACCUAUAUAAUUUUAGGAAGGACUUAUUCAUCUUUUCUCAUGUCAUUUUUUUCUCGGUUUAUGUGGCAUUUGUGAAAAUGCUUACAGAAAUGCUGGUACUAAGAUAAGGGAUAAUUGAUGUUGUUUGUGAAAAUUACACUAAGAUCACAGAAUGGCAAAUAAUUAAAUUGCUUCUGUCCUUAAAGACAUACCUCUGCAUUCACGAAGCUCAUGACUUAAUGGGGAUCCAUUUGAGUCAAAAUUUUUGUAUUUUGAAUGGCUGCAGCUUCCAUUUCCUUUUCUUUUUUCUUCUCCUUCUACUCAUCCUCCUCUUCUUUCCCCUCGUCUUUGGACAGAUUUGCUUAAAUAUAGGACAGGAUGAAUGGAGCUAUGAAAAAGGAGGAACAAGAAUCUCAGCGGUCUUUUUACUUGAAUAUAUGAGGUUCCAAGGAUUACAUGGGAUUUACACCUUCCUUCCAAGUGCACAAUAGAGAACUAAGUGAAAGUUGAUGGUCAGGCCACUGAAAGGCAUGAUAUAUUUGAUCCAAGACAGUCCUUUUCAGUCCAGGAAUCUACAGUGGUGACAAGGACAUGGGACUCCUCCUGCCAGAUUCCAGAUGGUUCAAUACAAUUGACAUCCUGGCUGACAACUGUGAAAAAGAACCUUGGAUUAUUUUAUUUUAUUGUUGUGGGCCACCACAAUCCCAAAUCCAUAGGACACAUCAGGCCUCAAGUUCCCUGUAGAAUUCUAAAAUAACCUUUGCUAAUGAGGAUGUCUGAUACUGUUACUGUAAAAAAUGAAACUGAAACAAUGAAGGAUUUGGAGGCAGAAGUGAAAGAUGCAACCAGAGUUGAAAAUCUUAUCAAAUCAGAAAACUACGGGAAGAUUUUGGCAGAGAAGAAUGAACGUUGUAUUGACAACAAUAUUGAUUUGCAGUCAAGCUCAAAGUUAAAGCUAGUUCGGAGCCUUGCAGUGUGUGAAGAAUCUCCACCACCCCCUACAGCAGAGAUAUCACAGGAGAACCAGGAGAAAAUUCAGAUCCAGUUAACACAAUCAUUUGAAAAAGAAGAGAAGCCCUCAAAAGAUGAAGCAGAAAAAGAAAAAGCCGGUGACAAGUUGCCCAGAAAAAUGUUAUCAAGAGAUUCCAGUCAAGAAUACACUGAUUCAACUGGCAUAGAUCUACAUGAAUUUUUAGUAAAUACAUUAAAAAACAAUCCCAGGGACAGAAUGAUGCUGUUGAAAUUGGAACAAGAAAUUUUAGAUUUCAUUGGUAAUAAUGAGUCUCCACGUAAAAAAUUCCCCCCAAUGACAUCUUACCAUAGAAUGCUAUUACACAGAGUAGCUGCUUACUUUGGAUUAGACCACAAUGUUGAUCAGAGUGGGAAGUCUGUCAUAGUAAACAAAACUAGCAAUACAAGAAUACCUGAUCAGAAAUUUAAUGAACAUAUUAAGGAUGAUAAAGGUGAAGACUUUCAGAAACGAUAUAUCCUCAAGAGGGAUAACUCUAGCUUUGACAAAGAUGAUAACCAGAUGAGAAUACGUUUGAAAGAUGACAGAAGAAGCAAAUCCAUAGAAGAAAGAGAAGAAGAGUACCAGAAAGCUAGAGACCGAAUAUUUUCCCAAGAUUCCCUGUGUUCCCAAGAGAAUUAUGUUAUUGACAAAAGACUCCAAGACGAGGAUGCUAGUAGUACCCAGCAGAGGCGCCAGAUAUUUAGAGUUAAUAAAGAUACUUCUGGGAGAUCAGCAAAUAGCCAUCAAAGCAGCACUGAGAAUGAGCUGAAGUACUCUGAACCACGACCCUGGAGCAGCACAGAUUCAGAUAGCUCUCUCCGAAACGUCAAGCCUGCUGUAACCAAAGCCAGCAGCUUCAGUGGAAUUUCGGUCUUGACAAGAGGUGAUAGUUCUGGAAGCAGCAAAAGCAUAGGCAGGCUUUCAAAAACAGGUUCUGAGUCUUCUGGUAGUGUAGGGUCAUCUACGGGCUCUCUUUCUCACAUCCAGCAGCCUCUUCCAGGUACAGCUCUCAGCCAGUCUUCUCAUGGCGCACCUGUCGUCUAUCCAACUGUCAGCACUCAUAGUUCUCUUUCCUUUGAUGGUGGCCUAAAUGGGCAAGUCGCGUCUCCUAGCACUAGCUUCUUUUUGCUUCCCUUGGAAGCGGCAGGCAUACCACCUGGCAGUAUUCUGAUCAACCCACAAACAGGUCAGCCCUUCAUAAACCCAGAUGGGAGUCCAGUUGUGUAUAAUCCUCCUAUGACUCAACAACCAGUUAGAACCCAAGUGCCUGGACCUCCACAGCCACCUCUGCCACCCCCACCACCUCAACAACAAGCAGCUAAUCACAUUUUCUCACAGCAGGACAACCUUGGGUCUCAGUUUAGCCACAUGAGUCUUGCCCGCCAGCCAUCUGCGGAUGGCUCUGACCCUCAUGCCACCAUGUUCCAGUCCACUGUUGUUCUUCAGUCCCCACAGCAGUCUGGUUAUAUCGUGACAGCAGCCCCUCCACCACCACCACCACCUCCGCCUCCUCCUCCCCUACCUCCAGGGCAGCCAGUCCCUACUGCUGGCUAUUCUGCCUCUGGUCAUCCUAUCAGCCAGCCUGUGCUCCAGCAGCAGGGAUAUAUUCAACAGCCCUCACCACAGAUGACAGCCUGUUACUGUGCUCCAGGCCACUAUCACUCCAGUCAACCUCAGUAUCGCCCAGUCCCUUCUGUCCAUUACAGUUCGCAUCUAAACCAACCACUGCCACAGCCUGCACAGCAGACAGGUUAUCAAGUUAUGCCCAACCAGCAGCAAAACUACCAAGGAAUAGUUGGAGUCCAGCAACCCCCAAGUCAGAGCCUAGUUGGUAGCCAACCCAACAGCAUUGGAAAUCAGAUUCAAGGAGUAGUCAUUCCCUAUCCUUCAGUGCCAUCAUACCAGGUUUCACUGCCUCAAGGUUCUCAAGGAAUUGCCCAUCAGACUUAUCAACAGCCUGUUAUAUUCCCUAAUCAGUCUAAUCAAGGAUCUCUGCCCACAACAGGAAUGCCAGUUUAUUAUAGUGUCAUUCCGCCUGGCCAACAAAAUAAUUUAAGCUCAUCAGUAGGGUACUUGCAACAUCCGGGAUCAGACCAAGUACAGUUUCCUCGAACUACUUCACCAUGCAAUUCUCAGCAGCUUCAAAGCCACCAGUGUGCAGCUGUGCCACCUCUGCCACCUGGUGGAGGAAUGGUGAUGAUGCAGCUCAAUGUACCAAACAAUCCGCAAUCUCGUGCUCACUCACCCCCCCAGUGGAAACAAAACAAAUAUUACUGUGAUCACCAGAGAGGACAGAAGUGUGUGGAAUUUAGCAACAUAGACAAUAUUGUUCAGCACAGCCCUCAACUCAGUAGUCCCAUUGUUUCACCAGCUCAGUCGCCAGCACCAGCUCAGCUGUCCACUCUGAAAACUGUCCGUCCCUCUGGACCACCACUUUCCAUCAUACCUCAGUUUUCUAGACCUUUUGUCCCCGGGCAAGGAGAUGCCAGAUAUCCAUUACUUGGCCAGCCACUGCAGUACAACCCUCCUGCUGUUCUGCAUGGACAUAUUCCAACCCAACAGGGUCAGUCUGGCAGCAGGCAUGGAAACCGAGGAAGAAAACAAGCUAAAAAAGCUGCGUCCACUGACCUUGGUGCAGGAGAAGCAGUUGUUGGGAAGGUCUUGGAAAUUACUGAACUGCCAGAUGGAAUAACUCGCAUGGAAGCCGAGAAGCUUUUUGGGGAACUCUUUAAAAUUGGCGCCAAGAUUCGGUGGCUCCGGGACCCCCAGUCCCAGCCCCAGCUGCGCCGUCACCCCCUCUGCUGUGGCAGUGGGGACAACACUGUCAACCCUGAACGCUCUAAACCCAGUGACUUGGCCUCCACAUACACGGUCUUAGCCACAUUCCCCUCCAUUUCAGCUGCGCAGAGUGCACUGAAGAAACAAAUUAACUCGGUUAACAAGUUUAAGCUGAGAACAAGCAAGAAGCACUAUGACUUUCACAUUUUGGAAAGGGCAAGUUCUCAGUAACAGAGCCACCUUGGACCAUUGGCCUUUAUGAUUCCCCUGUCCUCUCCCAUCUUUAAUUGGCUUGGUAUUUGGAGUUUCUGUUAACAUGAUAGAGACUCCUAGGACAUGUGGUCAUGGCGUUACAGCUUUUGAAGACAGGCCAGUGAUCCAGCAAAGGGGAGGAAAAUACACAUUUCACCCCACAUGACUGUAGGAACCCAUAUUGGAAUGAUACAGAGUUAGCAGCUUUUUCUGAGGAAAUGCUGUUCAAAGGCCUCCUAACUUUUAUAGUUAUUUUGUUUUAUAUUUCUGAAUUCUUGUAUCAGAUCCAAAGCUCUAUUGUACAGCAAAUUAUUCUUCAAAAUGAUUACAACCAGUUGCAACCUGUAUUUCUUUUUUGCAGCCAGCACAAUGUGACCCAACAUAGAAUUUUGGGCAAAAGGAAUGCAGGAGUGGAAUAAUCAUCAAAACCAUGUGCUGUCUUUUUGGGGGGCAGACUAAGGAGAACCCACAAUUAGAAGAUUACUCUUCCCCUAUACCUCCAAACACAAACAAUUUCCAGAAAAUACAGAACUCCCUCAUAGGGUCCUUUCCUUAUUCAUUUAGGUAGUAUGAACAUUAAGUGUAAAGUAAAUUAUGUUCUUAACACCUCUUAAUCGAACCACUUAGAUUCAAAGGGGAAUAGGAAUCAUUCUAGGCAGGAAAAUACUUCCACUUUUUUUUUUUUUUUUUUAAGUGUCCCUCCAAUAACUAAAUGCCACUUAGUUGCAUUCCCCUCCUUGUGGAUUUUUUGUCACCCAGGGAAAUGCAUUUGAUGAGUGCUGGAAACUUCUUAAGUGGUUUCAAAUUUGUUUUCAUUGUUUGCAGCGGAUCACUGGACAUCAAAGAUUCAAUGCACUUAUGAACAAGGAACCUUUUUUUUUCAAUUUCUGUGUAAUUUGCAAGGCUGUACAAUGUGUGCUGAUGCAAGCCUUUUUUCAGUUCAAGAGAAUAAAUGUUUACAAAUAUAGA
This is a messenger RNA of Diceros bicornis minor, 5161 nucleotides long. RefSeq names its product R3H domain containing 1 (gene R3HDM1). The record is from RefSeq and is a predicted model, not a curated record. Lineage: Eukaryota; Metazoa; Chordata; Mammalia; Perissodactyla; Rhinocerotidae. Bases 917 to 4171 code for a protein of 1084 amino acids. The transcript has 25 exons. Gene Ontology annotation, molecular function: nucleic acid binding.